Messenger RNA from Sabethes cyaneus, 544 nucleotides. RefSeq lists its product as uncharacterized. The coding region runs from base 43 to 459 and encodes 138 amino acids. NCBI's taxonomy places the organism in Eukaryota, Metazoa, Arthropoda, Insecta, Diptera, Culicidae. The record is from RefSeq and is a predicted model, not a curated record. The transcript is spliced from 3 exons.
UUCUUCAAAGUGAUCGCUAACAGUUUCAGUUUUGGAUUAAAAAUGAGUGUGAAAGGAACGAUUCUUCAAAUUCUGUUUGCUUUUGCAUUGUGCUCAACUGUUCAAGGUAGACCGGUCUAUGACGACUACUCUGACAAUGAAGUUGAACAAUACUUCGGGACAGAACCGGCCGUAAUAUCUACAACUACUAGAGCUACAACAACGUCAACUCCAACUCCAACUACCGCAGAAACUACAACCGAAUACAAGUAUAAAGAAAUUGCCGAGGCAUACACAGUAGAAGUUCCUCAUUUGCAUUCGAUUCGACAUGCUGCAGGAACGCUCUACUUUGAAUUGCAGCCUGGUGAGGAUCUCCAAAAGAAACUACUACAGGUUCAGCGAGAUUCUUUUGAUGUGCCUUUCUCCAGAACACACCCUCCAAAACAGAACAACCGUCGUGUUGCUCCAUCUAAGGACUAAUUGACUUCUAGCUUUAAUAAAGUUUAGACAUAUAAAUAAUUUACUCAAAUAUUCAAUGAAAUACAUUCCAAGAAGAUUGCGAACA